GAAAACACCGGAAUUAAUUAAUCCCAAACCCAACGAUGAACGUCACUUCACAAUACAUUAUCCAUAACGGAAAAUCAUCACAUCUACAUAAACAAAAUCAAAAUAAAUAUAAACACUACAAAUUCUCAUAAUGUAUUACUAGUAGAUAUGAACAUUCAUGAUGAAGAAUUUAGAAGAAUGGGUUAUUUCCUCUUAUUUCUACUGUGCCUAAUAAUUGUAACCCUUUUAAUUACAACUGCCUCUUAUAUAUGCUCUCUGCCAAUUGCUUCAACUCAAUCACCUUCUUCUCCUCAGCCUUCAGUUAUUGGGCGUGACACACACUCUAACCACACAACAAUCACUGUUUUGGCUGUGGAACCAGGUGAAGUUCUACACUUGGACCAUACUACUACUCUAUGUAGAAGCUAUGACCAAAUUAAUACUCUUCCAUUAGAAGGCAAAAUGUGUGAUAAAAGUAUUAAUAAUUCAAGUAGUUGUUGUUGCUCUAUAUGUUUGAUGGAUUACAAAGAAUCAGAUUUGUUGAGAAUGCUUCCUGGCUGUGGUCAUUUCUUUCAUGUUACUUGUGUUGAUCCUUGGUUGAGAAUGAAUUUGACAUGCCCUGUUUGUAGGAAGACAUAUCAAUCGGUAUAAUUAACCCGCACAAUAUGUGUUUUUGUUGGAUUUGGAUUCUCGACCACACCUGCACGAUGCAUUAGUUGUACGAACUAUGAUCUAUAUUGAAAAAAAUCUUCUCUAUAGAUUGAUCUAACGGUCUUUAUACUUGUUGCACUAUGGUACUAUUGUAAGAUAUCAAAACACGUUUUUUGUUUGAGUUGCGGAAUAAUUAUUGACUAGGAUACGUAUGAAAUAUAUUCCAUAUUUGAUUCACGUAACAAAAUUAUUUGAUAUUGCUCUAGUGUGCAAUUUAUUUGAUAUUGGGACAUGUUUUCCAUUUUUUCAUAGACAAAUUUGUUGGUGGUUGUAUGUUAAAGGAGAACAAAUUUGCUAGCACUAGUGGAUCUACUUCUUAAUAUAUGCUUUUUGUGUCCCAA
Messenger RNA from Cicer arietinum (chickpea), 1031 nucleotides. Its product is annotated as RING-H2 finger protein ATL70-like. NCBI's taxonomy places the organism in Eukaryota, Viridiplantae, Streptophyta, Magnoliopsida, Fabales, Fabaceae. The record is from RefSeq and is a predicted model, not a curated record.